This is a messenger RNA of Marasmius oreades (fairy-ring Marasmius), 306 nucleotides long. RefSeq lists its product as uncharacterized. The coding region runs from base 1 to 306 and encodes 101 amino acids. Lineage: Eukaryota; Fungi; Basidiomycota; Agaricomycetes; Agaricales; Marasmiaceae. The transcript has a single exon. The record is from RefSeq and is a predicted model, not a curated record.
AUGCCAAAAAAAGUGCAGGAUAAUUGCGAACAACGCCAGCAAAAGCUGCAGGUCACCAAACUGUACAAAACUGGAAGGCAGGGAAAGAGCUCUCUUAGCAUCAACGACGACGCUCUCGCCCUCAAAACAUUCGAAAUCCCAAGUUCAUACAACGGGCCUGCGUCUGUCUAUCCCUAUCCAUGGGAAUCGAGGCAGGUUCGAAUCAACACUGGCAAGUUCCAACGCCUUCGCCCAGAAAGUUAUUGGUGUCCGGAGGGGGGUUUUGUGAUAGCGUCAAGCGAGAUUUGGAUACGCACUGAAAUAUGA